AUGGCCCUUAACCGAUGGUUCAUACCAGAUAAAAGCGGUUCCAGGAAGUACCUUUGCGAUUGUACCGGUUAUGAACUCUCAUGGACAGCUGGCCACCGAAACGCAUCCAUGGAGGCAAUCUGUCUCUUCGCAUCUACAACCGGGCAAAUCGGAUACCACGUCAUGCCAAAUGUGGCAGUCGUGAUGGUCAAUUUCAACAUGACAAAGCGGAAACAUAUACCUACCAUUCUUCCACUGCUCAGCUCGUGGCUUCAUGGGAUAAGAAUCAAGGACUUCGGAACUCGCAAGGCGAGGUUAACUUGGCUGUACAAUGCAAUCAAUAGCGAACAUAUCAUCGGAAAAUGUAUCAAUGCCAACGCGCAGAGAGGUCAGCAAUUCAAUACCUGCAAGACUUGGUACGAUGAAACCUGUGAAGAGGUCAUGCGUACCCAACGAAUUGGGACUAUCUCACCACUUAUCAGGGACAGAUUGUCUCAAGAUGAGUACGAAGUUCUCUCUGCCGGAAUAAGCUCUCAGCCACAAGUCUCAACUGCAAACAACACAUCUAGCCCGGAGAGUACUCGAUUCGCUAAAACAAGAGGUGCUCGACCUUUUUAA
Molecule: messenger RNA, 597 nt
Organism: Fusarium verticillioides 7600
Lineage: Eukaryota; Fungi; Ascomycota; Sordariomycetes; Hypocreales; Nectriaceae
Exons: 1
Coding region: 1-597 (198 amino acids)
Source: RefSeq, a predicted model, not a curated record